GCAGUGCAUUGUGGGACGUGGGUUGAUGGUGAAGUCAAGAUGGCUGCGAACCCCAGGCUGCGGAGAGAGCCUGCUGUAGGAAGGCCGUCAAUGAAGUUUUGAAUAGAAAAUCCGUCUUCGCUGCUCGUUUAGACUCAAACCAGUGUGCUGUUGAAGUUGUUACCGACCCGCGGAGGACCUGAUACUUUCACAGACAGCAACAGGAUAACAAACAACUGAGGAUAAAGUCUCGUAUGAAUUCCGACGAGAAGGAGGACUGUGAGUGUGCGCCACCACAGGCCGAGACGAGCCCCGCAGGAGGACCUUAUAGAGAAUACGAGGAGCCUGAAAUAGAAAACCCAGAAGCAAGCCGAAUGAAGCGAGCAGCUGCCAAACAUCUAAUAGAGCGCUAUUACCACCAGUUAACGGAGGGCUGUGGGAAUGAGUCAUGCUCCAACUCAUGGUGUGCCUCAUCACUCGGCUUCAACCGCAUGGAUAACAACGCAGCCGCGGUCAAAGCCCUGGAACUCUACAAGGUCAACGCUAAGCUAUGCGACCCACACCCCUCGAAGAAAGGCACUGCCUCGGCCUACCUGGAGAGCAGCGCUCACAGCAACUCGGCCUGCAGCAACAGGAAGUUGAACCAUAAAGAUGUCCACGCUGUACGGGAUAAUUUCAAAGAUGUAAAUUACCUGACAGAGGAGAAAGUGUAUGAGAUCCUAGACAUCUGUGGAGAGAAGGAAGACUACUCACCUCUGAUCAGGGUAAUCGGCAGGGUGUUCUCCAGUGCUGACGGCCUGGUGCAGAGCUUCAGGAGGUCCAAACCUCACACUAAAGAGGAGCUCAAGUCCCUCCAAGGUAAGGACGAGGACAAGGAUGAAGACGAGAAGGAAGCAGCCGCCUGUUCUGCUACAGCUAUGGAGGAGGACUCCCCCUCCGCAUCCUCGUCAUCAUCGAGGCUGGGAGAGGGCUCCUCAGGGGAAAACGAUGUCCAGAAGCUGGCCCCCGAUGAGGUGUCGGUGGACAUCGAAGCCGUGCGGCGGGUCUACGAGCGCUUGCUGUCCAAUGAGAAGAUAGAAGCAGCCUUCCUGAAUGCACUGGUCUACCUCUCGCCCAACGUAGAGUGCGAUCUGACGUACCACAAUGUGUAUUCACGAGACCCAAACUACCUGAACCUGUUUGUUAUCGUGAUGGAAAACAGCAACCUCCACAGUCCAGAGUACCUGGAGAUCGCCCUCCCACAGUUCUGCAAGGCCAUGAGCAAACUCCCGCUGGCAGCUCAGGCCAAGCUGGCGCGCUUAUGGGCGCACUACAGCGCGGAGCAGAUCCGGCGCAUGGUAGAGACCUUCCAGCAGCUCAUCACCUACAAGGUGAUCAGUAAUGAGUUCAACAGCCGCAACCUGGUCAACGAUGAUGACGCAGUGGUGGCGGCCACCAAGUGCUUGAAGAUCGUCUACUAUGCAAACGUGCUGGGCGGCGACCUCGACAUGGAGCACAACGAGGAAGAGGACGAGGAGCCCAUCCCGGAGUCCAGCGAGCUCACCCUGCAGGAGCUGCUGGGCGAGGAGCGGCGAAACAAGAAGGGCCCUCGGGUGGACCCGCUGGAGACGGAGCUGGGGAUCCGCACCAACGAUUGCCGACGGCCACUCAUUGCCUUUGAGGAGUUUGUCAAUGAGCCUCUGAAUGAGGUGCUGGAGAUGGACAAGGACUACACUUUCUUUAAGGUUGAGACUGAAAACAAGUUCUCCUUCAUGACCUGCCCCUUCAUCCUCAACGCCGUCACCAAGAACCUGGGCCUGUACUACGACAACCGCAUCCGCAUGUACAGCGAGCGGCGCAUUACUGUGCUCUACAGUUUGGUCCAGGGUCAGCAGCUCAAUCCCUACCUGAGGCUGAAAGUGCGGCGAGACCACAUCAUCGAUGAUGCUCUGGUCAGGCUGGAGAUGAUCGCGAUGGAGAAUCCUGCAGACUUGAAGAAGCAGCUGUACGUGGAGUUUGAAGGAGAGCAAGGUGUAGAUGAAGGAGGCGUAUCCAAAGAGUUCUUCCAGCUGGUGGUGGAGGAGAUUUUCAACCCAGAUAUUGGCAUGUUCACAUAUGACGAGGGCACCAAACUGUUUUGGUUUAACCCGUCAUCGUUUGAGAACGAGGGCCAUUACACUCUGAUCGGCAUCGUCCUGGGCCUGGCCAUUUACAACAACUGUAUCCUGGACGUCCACUUCCCCAUGGUGGUGUACAGGAAGCUGAUGGGCAAGAAAGGAACCUUCAGGGAUUUGGCUGAUGCCAACCCGGUUCUACACCAGAGUCUGAAGGAGCUGCUGGAGUACGAGGGCAGCGUGGAGGAGGACAUGAUGAUCACUUUCCAGAUUUCACAGACGGACCUGUUUGGGAACCCCCUCAUGUAUGAUUUAAGGGAAAAUGGGGACAAGAUUCCAGUCACAAAUGAAAACAGAAAGGAGUUUGUGGCCCAGUAUGCAGAGUACAUGCUGAACAAGAGUGUGGAGAAGCAGUUCAAAGCCUUCAGGAGAGGCUUCCACAUGGUCACCAACGAGUCCCCGCUCAAAUACCUGUUCAGACCAGAGGAAAUCGAGCUCCUGAUCUGCGGAAGCAGGAACCUGGACUUCCUAGCCCUUGAAGAAACGACAGAAUACGACGGCGGUUACAACAGAGAUUCUCGAAUCAUCAAGGAGUUUUGGGAGACAUUGCACUCGUUUGGUGAGGAGCAGAAGCGCCUCUUCCUGCAGUUCACCACCGGCACUGACAGAGCACCUGUGGGUGGGCUGGGCAAGCUGAAGAUGAUCAUUGCCAAGAACGGCCCUGACACUGACAGGUUACCGACGUCUCACACUUGCUUUAAUGUGCUGCUGCUGCCCGAGUACAGCAGCAAGGAGAAGCUGAGAGAGAGACUGCUGAAAGCCAUCACCUAUGCCAAAGGGUUUGGCAUGCUCUGAGCCCCUGCUCCGAACACACAGCAAAACGGACUCCUUCUCAGAAAGCCCAUCAAACCCUGCCCUUCCUUUGUCAGACACAAUCUACAGGUGACAAAAGACAGAGUAUGUUUUAAAGGAAAAGCAAAGUCAAUAAUGAAAGCAGAGAGAUGGUUCCAAUAGAGCGCUCCAGUAGUUCUUUACUGUGCCUGCAUCAUCCCACAUCAGUCAGUGUAAGCACAGAGACCUCCUGAUCAAAGUACCCACCCCCACAUCCACAUUACGUGAAUGUGCAGCAGCCUCCCCAUCUUUGUUUUCUAUGUACAGAGAGGAUCAUUUUCCUUAUUAUUUAUUUUAAGGUUAAAAUGGGUUAUUUUUCAUGCCUGCCUGUUGUGAUAGCUUCCCUACUCGGGGAACGGGGGAGGGUUAUUAUUAAACAAUGUAAAUUUGGGACAGUGCAUUAACAAGUCAAUAUAAAACCCAUUUAUUGAACAAAGUUGUGUUAAAGUAGACUUGAACUCUGGUUCACAGACCGCUGACAAAGAAAAUCUAGUUUUAGAGUAGCCUUUACUACAAAAUAUUAUAUUCCCCACAGAAGAAAAACCAUUCCACUCUCAGCAAUCAGUUAUUGUUGUUUCUACCAAGUCCAUUUUUGAUCAAGGUAAGCAUUUAGAAAUGUCACAUGGUCCUAAAUGGCACACUAUAAAAUAGCUGUUUUUGUUUUGGGCCUCUUUUCCUUAUUUUAGGGGUGGGGGUGGGGGGCACCGCAGGUUAGACUAAAAUCUUGUCAGAGCUGUGUAAGUGCACUUAGACAUUUUCAGAAUGUUUGUUUUUUGGCCACAGGUUGCCAUGAUUGUUUGAAGCAUUUUAUUUCCAUGUCUUCCUGUGUUGACGAUUCUAAAUAAAAACAGUAUUUAUAUAUCAGUGCGGUUGGAACUGCGAUGCCGUAUUGUGCACGUUUCGGAGGAUGUACACACGUAGACCAGUCACUGAUGAUGUUCUCAGAUACAGACAUAGAGCUCUUCUUGUGCCAACCUAUACAGUCAGUCGAUAGGUGGGUGAAACCCCAGUAAGCACUUUGUGUCGUCUCGUUCUGGCUUCGUCUGGACUCGUCAAUGUAACGGCAGUUUAUCUGAAAGCCCCCCAUGUAGAGUCAAGAAGGCAGUCACUGUUGUGAUUUUUAGUCUCCGGCUGUGGUUACACCUGUCAUUUUAAUACAACAUGUAUCACAGGUUCAAGUGAGGACAGCAGUCUACGCACAAUCUGAACAAACUGUUACGUCAAAGCUGCAACCAGCUCGGUUAAUCCUGAAGCCACUUAGGCCCUGUCUAUAUGUAUACAGAUGUUUUAGAAUACGGAUAUUUCGCCCCCUAGCUGUCCAAACAAAAACGGAAAAAUGGCUCCAAAUGCUAGCCCGGGACUGUCGCUGUCGGUAGUAGAGGAAAUAUAAAGAUGAAGGAGCUUAUUCAAGCAUACGAGAGAUGCUCUGGACAUGCUGCUUUUAUUUCUAGACGAUAAAAAUGUAUUGGUCCAACCGGUCCUGAUCCAAAACUGUCGCUUCUGGCUGACUUAAAACCGCAAACGCUGGAGCAAAAACACUGGGUGCAGAUGUUUCCAUCCAAGUUUAGGUGUCAUUGGACCAAGCAGCGCAAACAACAUGUUAGCAAACCAGUUUCUAGAAAUUUUGUUUGCCUGUGGACAAGAGGCGAAAUCAUAGAGGAAAAUAUCCAUUUACGAGCAUACCUGUAUACAUAUAGAGAGGGUCUGACGCUCAGAAAAGCGCCUCAUAUUUUCCUAUCAGUCCUUCGUUUGCUGUGCGGAUCACAAUGGAAAAUAAUGUCGAAGACAACAAAAAAAAACACUUUCUAAUUGUGCUUGCAUCCAGUAAGCACAGCUCAAAAACCAAUUAACUUGGCUCUGUAGAACAAACAAAUCCUCCCUCUCCACUGCUCUCACGUUCUAUCUUUUCGUUUAACAUAUGUAGCGAGGCUAGACUAACUGCGUCCUCCUGCUUCCAGUCUAUGUCCUAGACCUUUGUACCUCUGUAUAACACUGAUACUGACUCUGGGGAAGACGGUACUGUACGGACACAUCACUGUGAUCAGAUUUAUAUUCGGAUCUGUCACAUUCAAAGAGAAAUCAAACAGGUGUAACCACUGUCUAUGGAAAAGUCUAGGAAGCAUUUCAUAGCACUUUUUCAACAUUGAUUGGAAUAAUAACUGUGAAAUCAUCCUCCCACAGAACAGGCUGAUGUUUCGUAGUAUUUGAUAGUUCUGUUUUUGUUCAGUUGACUAGGCUGUACCUGUAAAGAACUUCAGUAAUGUCUGCAUGAUGUUCUUGCACACAGACUUUAUAAUUUGACACUGUCAGCAGAGUGCGUUAGGUCAGGCAGCACGUCAUCAGAUACCCAGGUAGGCAGGCUUUAAACCCAUCUACAGUUUAACUGAAUUAUUUAAACCACUUAUUUGAAAGUGAAAAUAAAAUGGACACACUGAAAUGUCACUUUUGGCAGUUUGUUGCAUUGUGCACAGCCACUAACUAUGGUAAGUAUGUUACCUGGAGUUUUAUAGAGUGCUCCAGGGAUGACAUGGAAGUUAGCAUCGCCCUGGUUCUCUUGUCAGAAAGCCGACAGGAUUGCUCCAUUGGAUUUCGGAUUAUUGCAGAAACUAAGCUCUGUGACAAACAAACAUUUAUGUUACUGAUAUGUUUUGUUCAGCAGGAUAAUCUUCUCAAACGGACACCACGUUUAUGGUCCUUAAAGCUUAAAUGCAAGCUAACGUUAGGCAAUAAAGUAACUACACGGUUGCAUGACGUAAUAUACCUAUCACAACAAGGCUGCAAAGUGUCAUUUAGCUUCUUGUCAGCAGCCGCCUUUUUGUAAGGCACAUAAAGGCUUUAAAAUUCACCGUGGGGUAUUGACGGACGUAUUUUAUGUCGUAGAACAAAAUGUGAAAGCCUCUUGUGUUAACCACAGACCUUAUUUCAGGCGUCUAACUGAAAACUAUUGACUUCAAGAUGAGGGAACAGGAAGUGCUAAAAUGCAAACUCAUUUCUGGGUUUUAGAACUCAUUCCUGGGGCACUCUAUAUAUUCAUAUACAUACAUUACAGCUAGGUAUGGGACGAUGUACAAUUUCAUUGCAUCAUCGUAGGAGUAUGCAUGCGUAAUAUGAUGUUAUGGAGACUUAAUGAUGACUAAAAUUAUGUGGGGAAAAAAGUGGAUAUAUCGAUAUCAGUAUCUGUUAUCGGCCAAAUGAGUAGUUAUAUAUAGGCAUAUCGGAUAUUGGCAGAAAAUCCAAUAUCAUGCAUCCCUCUUAUGAUGCCAUUGCAAAUAGUUGAAAUGACUGGCUUUUUAACAUUGUCUUUCGCUUAAAAGAAUAACAAACGUGCGUCCUAUCUGUUACACCUUAAAAAUAUUUCUGUCUUAACAAAAUGCCAGGUAAAGUGAUGCAGUAUGUUUAAGUAUCAGGAUGACAUCGUGAAUCGCAAUAAUUUUGGCCAUGAAAUUUUCAUAUCGUCCCAUGCCUACAGCCAACCCUUUUGCAAAACAUGCUUUGUUUUAGGAAUUUAAAUUAUUUCUACCAUUCCGUGCAAUAUGAAUAUAUACAGUAUGAAAAGCAUACUGUAAUCUUAAAUCUGAGGUAGUGCUGUGUCAACUUUUCAACCCACUUUACCACCAGACGAAGACAUUUUAACACACAUAGGGAUGGAUUACACAACUCGAGUACAUGUCAGGAAUCUUACAUAUUUUCAUACAUAGUGGCAACGAAUGGAAGCCAAUGGCAACCUUAAACAGUUUGAAAAAUACACCCCGAAAUCAAAUUGAACAUGGUUAUUAAAAAUGUAAGGUCCUUUAACAUUACCUUUUGUUUUACUUCCAAAUAAGUGGUUGAGAUAAUUUAGGUAAACUGGACAAACACUUGUUUGACCACUGCUGUAAAACUGUCUUAACAGUUUCCCCUCAUCUUCAGAUUUGCCUUGAAAUGUCAUAGCGUUUAUGUCAAGGUCCCCUUACUUUCUUUCUUGAGCUUUUGAAAAUAUUAUAGCCUGGAUCAGUAAAUGUAGCCGAUCUGACACCACUCAGCCAAAACAUCAAAACCACUGGCUGGUGAAAUGACAAACAUUGAUCAUUUUGUUAUAAUGCAUUGUUCUGCCGGGAAGUAUUAGGUCCUAGUAUUCAUAUGGAUGCCACUUGGCGCGCUCCAUCCAACCAAAACACUGUUGUAGACCAAAGUACCCCCCCCCCCUCAUGGCAACAGCACCCCCUCAUGGCAGUAGUCCUGCCCAGCAGGACAAUGCACCAUGCACCACCGUAAAAACUGUUCAGGAAUGGCCUGAGGAACGUGACAAAGCACUCAAGGCGACAACCUAGUGUCCGAAUUCCCCAAUCUGAUAACCACGGAUCGGGAAGACCCUAGAAGUACCCUCACUUCACAACGGGGCCACCUUGGAUUGGACUUGCUCUGACCUAUCAAGGCAUAGGCACAGGACCUCUUGGGGCAAUUGAUCCUUUUAGUCCUGUGGCUUGCAAGAUGGGGUAUGAACACAUCCCACAGAUGCUUGAUCAGAUUGGGAUCUACUGAAUUCGGAGGCCAGGUCAACGUCUUGAGCUCUUUGUCACGUUCCUCUGGCCUUUCCUGAACAGUUUCUGCAGUGUGGCAUGGUGCAUUAUCCACUGCUGUUGACAUGUGUUGUUGCCAUGAGGGGGGGGUUUGGUUUGCAGUUUUUUGUUGAAUGGAGCAUGUCAGGCGGCAUCUAUGUAUGCCAGGACCCAAGGUUUCCCAUGAGGACAUUGCGUUUUGGCCGAUUGGCGUGGUCUUACACAGGUGGUGACAGUAAACCCUGUCUCUCUUCAAAGAUGGUCCUUGGUGUAGGAUGUGAAUAUUUUCAAAAGCUCCCGAAAACUAGUAAUUGGAUCCUGAGUUUAGAUUUGAUCAAGACCCAGAUUAUCAAAAAAACAGGUUUGAUAUAUCCAAAGCUGGUCGGGGACUACAGCAGUCUGCAGAUGGUCACUCAGAGGGGUGUUUUUUUUGUUGUCAUGGGCUUUUUGGUCUUUGGAGAUUGAAUCAAUGACUUCUCACUCUAACCAUGAGGUUCCUGCUGUCCUAGUGAUGUGUCUGCAAGAGGACUGUCUCCUUUUUUUUUUAAAGUGCUGCUCAGCCUGUGAGCGCGAUGGUGCCCACAACAUGCCACUGAACCACAGCGCUCAGACCACAGCAGCACACAACAACCCUGAGCCAUUCUUUCUGUUCUUUUACUUUCUCAUCGUCAUGGUUUCAGCUGGACCUGGGCUAAAUGAUGUUGGAGAAUACUUUUCAUGGCUUGUUUCUAGCUUUCAUUGGAGUCACUUUGGACAGUACAAGGAGUGCCUGGAAAUGUGGACUAACAGUGGACUGUGUUGGAGAGUUUGUGGAAAUAACAACUAAACAUUGUAGUAACCUCAAUCAUGUGGAACUCUGUAGGUUCAAACAAAGGUUAAGGAUUACUUGCAACUGUUAUUGAGCCCAGGUCUGGUUUCUGCUGUUUACCAUUACUCUGUACCUCCGUUUUGAAUGCUGAAGAUGCUGCUCACGUGGACAUGUGAAAGGGCUCUAGAGCCUGGUGAAGGUAAAAGGGUGAAACCUGAUCUUGGAAAGGGAAGCGGUUUUAAUCGAUUGGUUUGACUUGACAGUAACAUUCUAAAAGAUACAAACUGAUGAAAGGCUACAAGUAUUCAGUGUUGUGAAAACAUGCUAAAUAAAGAUGACAGCUUUUUUCCAA
This is a messenger RNA of Epinephelus lanceolatus (giant grouper), 8661 nucleotides long. RefSeq names its product ubiquitin-protein ligase E3A. NCBI's taxonomy places the organism in Eukaryota, Metazoa, Chordata, Actinopteri, Perciformes, Serranidae. Gene Ontology annotation, biological process: ubiquitin-dependent protein catabolic process; protein polyubiquitination. Gene Ontology annotation, molecular function: ubiquitin protein ligase activity. The record is from RefSeq and is a predicted model, not a curated record.